UAUAUUAGGAAUGAAUACAUUUAUUUCAAAUAUAAACCAGCCAACAGAUUAAGUUUUACAAUUAUUCAGAAUCUACUUAGGAAGCACAGUUUAACAUGAUUUGCUUUAUCAAUCCAACAAAGAAAAUGUUUUGCGUCUGAAACUAUGAGGAGACACAGAUUAUAAGCACCUCAAACAGAAUUAAGAUAUAUAUAAUGUUUAAUCAACAAAAUAAAGAAGAUAAUCUCAUAAAAACUCUAUUAAACCAAUUGUCUAUACACCAUGAAAACGGCUUCUAACAUUGGAUCCAAAUGAACAGGAUAAAGUCCUACAGAUGCCACACCAUUAAGUAGUUAACAUACAAUCAUCAAAAUGCUGUUUCUCAUGAAAACUACAACCAGUGAGCUUCCAAUGACAUGGGCUACUACAAGGGAUAAAAUUCUCAUUUUAGCCAAUAAAAAACCAAAGAAUCAAAGCCCAAACAAGUGAAUUACUUGCUGCCCAUGACUCCUAUUAUCAACAACAGCCAAGUAUUGCUUCUUGUCAACUCAGCUCACAUGUGAACACAAUUAAACAAAAAAGAGACUGCUAUAAAAAAAAAUAAUAAAAAAAGAGCCUAUCUCUCCACAUCAUUCCAUAAGCGUUUUAUGGGCUUAACUAGGAUUUGCCUUGUUGACUCAACUGGACCAAAUACUACUUAAACUCAUACUUAAAUCCAUUCCUGAAUCUAUCAUCGUAGUCAUACUUGUUUCUCAAUAAAAGAUCAUGAAAAAAAAGUUAAAACCAUCAAGACUCUUAGGAUAUCCAGGGUUGCUUCACCUGCCAAAUAUAAACUUCAAAGAUCCAUUAGAAUAUAUAACAAAGACAUAAAACUCUUCCUCAAACAAUCAUGCUUUCCUAUUCGAUGGAAGAAUCACCUUCAUGACAUGGAGCGAUAAGGAUGAUACAAAGCUUCAUGACCGUGGCAACUUGGCAAACAAAAUGCCCUUACAAUAAAGCAGGCAUUAUCAC
This is a messenger RNA of Rubroshorea leprosula, 990 nucleotides long. The record is from the annotation of a GenBank genome assembly. NCBI's taxonomy places the organism in Eukaryota, Viridiplantae, Streptophyta, Magnoliopsida, Malvales, Dipterocarpaceae.